Molecule: messenger RNA, 326 nt
Organism: Gryllus bimaculatus (two-spotted cricket)
Lineage: Eukaryota; Metazoa; Arthropoda; Insecta; Orthoptera; Gryllidae
Source: the annotation of a GenBank genome assembly
AUGAAAGAGGAGCAGCCUGGCGGCGCCACCCGCCCCACUGCACCUUCUCUGCCGCCCUCGCUCUCGCCCCGGCGUCACCAGCCCCAUCGCCGCUCGCACUCCAACUUCGGCAUCCAUCUUUGCCCCUUCAACCGCUACACCUUCACUACCCCCAACUCUCUGCUACCGCUUCCGGUGAGUAUGCAGAUAAAAUUCGUGCGGCAUAUACCUUACGAGAGUGAGGGUAAGUUCUUAAACAGAAUGCGAUAAUUUUGUGCUCUCAACUGAUAGUUUUAUCAGUUCCAAUGUACUUCGUUCUCUUUGAAUCUUCAUUGAUAUUCUCAACG